AUGGAUUUUUUUUGUCGGUUUGAUUAUGAAAAGACUCGGUCGAGCCAACCACUAGGCAGCCUUCGAAAUGUCCUCAAUGUCUCCGCAAAGUUUUUCUCUGAGCUGGGCAAAGAGGCCGACCAUGAUGGGGAGGAAAGAGCCGACGAUCAUAAGGCUUCAAUCGAGGUUAACAACAUGUACACUUCCAUAUCACCCUCCGGAAUACCGCCACCCGGAGAU
Messenger RNA from Protopolystoma xenopodis, 219 nucleotides. The record is from the annotation of a GenBank genome assembly. NCBI's taxonomy places the organism in Eukaryota, Metazoa, Platyhelminthes, Monogenea, Polystomatidea, Polystomatidae.